Molecule: messenger RNA, 1547 nt
Organism: Rubroshorea leprosula
Lineage: Eukaryota; Viridiplantae; Streptophyta; Magnoliopsida; Malvales; Dipterocarpaceae
Source: the annotation of a GenBank genome assembly
ACUUGCAUUUCAUUUUCUGCAAAUUUUCUGCAAAAAGCUUUUAUUGUGUGCUUCCUACGCGUGAAGUGCUGCAGCAUUUGGGGAUUUCCACAUCAAGCUUUCAAAACCGAAAUCAGGUAAUGCAUACGAGCCUCUGAUUUUGGUUUAGUCGAAGUGUCACUCUCUUUUCUCCCUUUCUGUGGUUGAUUUAGAGUCCUCUGAAGGAACUUAGGGUUAGAGGUAAGAAUGAUUUUGAACGUGUGUUAGAGGGGUUUUUUUUUUUUUUUUAAAGGGUCACGACUUCAUUCCUCCCCCCUACUUCGUGCAGAGAUUGAGAAAAUAUUUUCAGAAGAAACAGUAAGUGUAGUAGGGAGUGAGGUGAUGCCCCUAGAUUAUGGGAGCAUGGAUUCGGAGAGUAGUCCGUCUCCAUCUAGUUCAGAGAAAACGGUGGAGGGGGUGAGAGGAGAUGAGGUGGUGGAGGUUGGGGGGAAUGAGAUGGUGGGGGUUGAGGGGGAUAGUGUGCCCAUUACUAUGGUAGAAAUAGAGGGUAGAAUAGAGAGAGGUUAUGAUGCAGAUGCGGACAUAGUGGAAAAGUUGAAGCAGUACAAAUUUGAACUCAAGACCAGGGAUAGCCUGGGUCAUUUAGUGGAGAAUUACGAGAUCUCCUCCCGAGUAUUAGUUAGGCUAGCUGGGGUAGAGGAGAGAGCGUGUUCUACUCCUCGGGAUCAUUGGAUGCCUGUAUAUGCCCACUAUUUGUUUGCUGGGCUUAGGUUUCCAAUUCCUGAGUUGCUUGUAGGUUUGCUAUUAGAUUAUGGCAUAGGGUUGAGACAGUUAGUCCCCAACGCUAUGAGGGGGGGUAGUAGAAAGGAUAAGGGGUGGUAUUAUUUCACUCCUAGGGUAGCAAAUAGGGAGAGUAGGGCGUUGUUUACGGCGAGUCCUUCAUCCAUUAAAGGAUGGAAGGAAAAAUUCUUUUUUGUAGAUGAUACGGAGUGGGAGAGGAGGGAUAACGAGCCAUUUCCCGAUUCUGCUCUUCUUCUUUCCGCUGCAGCCCCCAAAACCCCCCCCAAGCUGCCGGCAACAAGUUUUUGAGGAAAACCAGUAAAAGCUUAGAUUUUUCCCUUCUUUUUUUGUCCAAGAACCUGAUUUAGAACCCAGAAAUCUUUCCCCCUGCAGGAAGCUCCCGGAUCUGCUCUCCUCUUCCUCCCCUGUCCGCCGGCUGCUCUUGUUGUGGGUGAGAUUUUCGGUCUUUCUUGAAUUUCCCCUGCACAUGCCGUCGGCCUCUCCCCCCCUGCAGCUCCGGUUUUAGCUGGAGAAUUAUGGGAGUGAAACCGAGGACGAGGAAACCAAGGGGAGUGACGAGUUAGAAAGCUAGCCAUCUUGUAAUUGAAUAUGGAUUUUAGAUGUAAAUGAUGAUAUUGCAAGCUAGAUUGUAAUUGGAGAUCGUAUAAAUUCAUUUAUUGGAUAAGUUCCGAGCCUUGUGCAUUUGUGGGACCCACUCACGAGUGCACGGCGUCUAUCGCGCCUCGAAUUCGAGUUUUGGGGCGUUACAAAAAAUUUAACACCAUCAA